AUGGAGACAGCUUUUGUUCACACUGGUAGAAUAUGCUAUCCGUGGCUGAACGCUCUUAAAGAUAAAGAAACUAGCGUUCAAGAUGCAUCAAAUAGCCACUCUCAAACAACGUACACUGCAAAUCAGCUUGAUGAAAAAACUGGCACUCUGAUGGUCGGUCCAAACGGACUGGAUCGGGAACGCCAAUCCUCGUACAAAUUUGUCGUGACCGUGUCCGACGGAGCAGCCACCCUCGGUAGACCAGCUCUCGCGCCUCGGGAGCGUCAUGUGGUCCAAACCGUGGUCCAUAUUACUGUUGAAGACGAAAAUGACAAUGCGCCCAGGAUCAUCUACCCCGAAAGUCAUACGGCGACGUUCACACUAGCAUGUCCAAUCCUACAACAACAACUUCCUCACACAAUUGCUCAGAUCGCUGUAAACGAUUCGGAUACCGGGAUCAAUGCCGAGGUGUUCUAUCAUCUGAGCCCGGCAACUGAGUCCAUUGCCACUGAACGUCAGUCAAACAUCGCUAAUUCCGAUUUGCGGAACGACUCGGUCAAUUUGAACGAGACCACACCGGGACCGACUUUCACUAGCUCAGAUCCGGAUGUUUCCAAUACUAUCCACCUUGUCCCAUUUCAAAUUGAUCCUCAGAAUGGGCUCCUGAUGAUUGUGAACUCACCGGUGGACGAACAGAAUAGAGACAUCUGUGCGAUGGAUCGAGCACACAGUUCUGGGAUAAGUGGUGCUUCCGGGGUCAAUGGGUUGACGGUACUCGCCGAGUAUCGUCUUCGGGUGAUUGUGACCGACCGAGGAAUUCCACCACUUUCCAGUUCUGUCAUCCUGUUUGUGCGUAUAGUGCCUAACGCGCCGAUGGAUUCUCCCGAUUCACCCCUACGACAACCGGGACAACUUCCUCCGUAUCUCGUGGAUCGCUACAACCCUCGUGUAGGACUAUCCAGCGCCUAUGAUAACCCAUCUGGAGGAAAUAUGGACGGGACAAAUCAGCGAUUAGGAAAACUUCAUGCUUCACUCACACCAUCCUUGGCUUCGGAUUCCCGCCCGGGGAACGAGUCACCAUUGUUAACCUCGUUGAGUUCACCGGAUGUGUUUUGGGCGGCCACUAUCUGCCUGACAAUUGCCACCGGGGUGCUCAUUUUCCUGAUUGUUCUGAUCACUAUGGUUACGUGUCAUCGACGCAUGAAACCGGUUGCACGGCACAACGAUGGGCCGGGUGAAACCCGCCAGAACGAAUGGGCACAGUCAGAUGAAGGAACAUACGACUCCCGCUACGAGUCGCGUCCAUUCGAUAACGUGGAAAUGAACAUUUCGAAAAAUUCUCCAGCCGGUGAGGAACUCUUUACAUUAAGCGAUGAACCAAGUAUGAACUUGUACGUUUGGUCUGGGCGACUUAAAUCGACCGGUAAUAGUCCGGAUCUGCACGGCACAGGUUUGUGCGGAUCUCCGAAACUGACUAGUAUGACCGGCUACUCUCAUCUGAUGACCACAAUGCCCCACUGUAGAACCUUGCAAAACCCACUUGUUCAGCGAUCGGACCUCGGCCGAGUGGAUGUGUUGUUGCGGCGAUCCCCCUCGAACGCAUCCCCUUGUAACGCGAACUAUGAGGGCUAUCAGAAACUGAUGCCCACUCCACGAGUAAAUGAGCUAGACAGCCGAACUUCGGCGCACAACACGGCAAACACAUUUAAUCUGGCGCUAACAAACCCAGUCACCAGUAGUGUACCGCGUUCGAACGGCAGACGUGACACGCAACCUAGUUUCCACAGCGAGGAAGAUCUGCGCAAAGUGCCCAGUACAACUGGAACGGGGCUGGGAGCCGGAGUCACGGGGACGUUGCCGCGUGCACCGAGCACGUUUGCAAGCGUGACGCAGAAAUCAUGUGAUACUAUUGACCCCGAAAAGUCAGUCGCAAAAAGUGUGGGCAAGAAGAAAAAUGAAGUGAGUUUUGUGUGA
This is a messenger RNA of Echinostoma caproni, 1953 nucleotides long. The record is from the annotation of a GenBank genome assembly. Lineage: Eukaryota; Metazoa; Platyhelminthes; Trematoda; Plagiorchiida; Echinostomatidae.